Molecule: messenger RNA, 1752 nt
Organism: Cyprinodon tularosa
Lineage: Eukaryota; Metazoa; Chordata; Actinopteri; Cyprinodontiformes; Cyprinodontidae
Product: F-box only protein 33
Exons: 6
Coding region: 94-1539 (481 amino acids)
Biological process (GO): positive regulation of protein ubiquitination; SCF-dependent proteasomal ubiquitin-dependent protein catabolic process
Cellular component (GO): SCF ubiquitin ligase complex
Molecular function (GO): protein binding
Source: RefSeq, a predicted model, not a curated record
CUUCCUGACUGGAAGUGGUUCGGUCCAGUAGUGAAGGCGAAGCUCGGUUUGUUUUCCACGACCAGGAGGAUCAGACGGACCGAACCUGCCGCCAUGGCUCUGUGCGGACGCGUCGGAGCCAUGGCUUUACCCAGCGAGCUCAUCGUCCACAUCUUCUCCUUCCUGUCCGACCGGGACAAGCUCCGCGCCUCGGCCGUCUGCUCCCGCUGGAGGGAGUGCCUCUUCUACCCGGCCCUGUGGACCGAGCUCCGGCUGCGGAUCGGCGGCUUCGGUUCCGAGGAGACGCCGAAGCUGGACUUCCUCAUGCGGAAGUUCGGCUCCUUCGUCCGGGAGCUGCAGCUGGAGCUGGCGCCGGUGGAAGGGAACCUGAGCCCGGAGCGUCCCCCCGGCGGCCCGGAGGUAGACCAGCAGCAGCUGCCGGAGCGCUGGAGGGCCGCCAUGGCCGCCUACUUGGAGCAGGUUCUCUGCGUGUUCACCAGCAUCCGGAACAACAGGAACCUCCAGAGGCUGAGUUUAUAUGGAGACACCUUCAUCCUGCAGCAGGAGGGACUGUUGGACAGCGCCAACCUGCAUCAGAUCCACCAGGGGGACAAAAAGAUCAAAGAAAUCCAGGAGCUGUUCAUGGAGCUGCUGUCCAACAGCCGCCAGCUGCGCUGGUUGUCCUGCAGCUUCAUGCUGGGUCUGCUGACGCCGCGCUCCUUAGCCCGCCUGUCCAACCAGUCCGCCGAGACGCUGCAGCACCUCAGUUUCCUGGACCACCAGCAGGGGCCCCUCGUCUCGCCGUCGGAGCUCGAUCGGCUCUCCAACCUCCACUCCCUGGCUCUGGAUUUUCCCGACUUCUCGUCCGAGCUGUGCGCUCUGCUGGCGUCUCCACGCAGAGCUCCGCUCCACCGCCUCUCCCUGCAGCUCAACGGCGCCGCCCUGGAGUUUAAAUCGUUAGAAAGCACGGCAAGAGAGGACGACUGGAAGGCGCUGGUACGGGUCAGCGCUAACCUGCGGGUGUACAUCAUGGCCCUGGAGGUGGACAGCUCAGAGCUCCUCAGGGUCCUAAAGCCCAGCCUGCCUCUAGAGCGCCUCCACCUGGACAGCUACAGCACGCUGGUGACCGAUGCCACGCUGGAGCUCGUCUCCCAGCAGUACAACAAAACCCUCACCCACUUCCUGCUGCUGAGGGACGGCCCUGGCUUCCCCGACCUCAGCGUCAACCGCAACGAAGACCCGCUGGUCCUGCUGGCCUGGAGGUGCACCCAGCUGGCUGUGCUGGUGAUACACGGUUACACCGUCUGGUCCCACAACCUGGUGGCCAUCUCCAGGCUCCGUGGCUCCUGUCUCCGCGUCCUCACCGUGUCCGAAGAGAGCAUCGACUUCGACCCGGACCAGUCGCUGUACACGGAGGGGGACCCGGUCCAUAACCUGGUGAAGGAGGUGUCUCUGGGCCUCGGCCGCGUCUGGCACCCGUGCCUGGACUCCAGCACGGUUCUGUCCGAACCCACCCAGCAUUUCCACCGCGAGCUGCGUGCCUUCAGCGCCGGCAUGUAGACUGUGUGUGUGUGUGUGUGUGUCGGGGGGGGGGGGGGGGGGGGGGGGGGGGGGUGCAUAGACCGGACCAGGUGGACCGGCGGCAUACAGGCAGAGCCGAGCCGGACCGGACAUCCCCUACUGGAUCGGUUUGAUUUGAGGUUUUAAAGUUCAGCACAAAGUCAUGAAACCAGAUCAGUCUGCAAAGAUGAUCCGGUCCGGUCCGGUCCGGUC